Schistosoma margrebowiei is the source of this 1246-nucleotide messenger RNA. Lineage: Eukaryota; Metazoa; Platyhelminthes; Trematoda; Strigeidida; Schistosomatidae. The record is from the annotation of a GenBank genome assembly.
UGUGGCUUUGUUCUGGACUCAACUGGCUGGGAUAGACAGGAAGGCAGGGCCAAUCAGGGCACUAGGUCGUUCGUACAUGUUUUACGUGUCACUGUAACCGGUCGAUCGAUAUAAACGCUGCGUAUCAAUAACCUGCAGUCAGGCACACACCCGUUACAACAAUUGGCGACGGGGUAGAGAAAAUUUGGAACCCUCUAAUUGGACGAGAUUCAGCUUAAUUAUUUUGACCAAUCAGCGUCCGAAUUUGUUAUCGGUGUUCUUGGAAGUCAUUGGUUAUUAAUUGCUCACAGUAUUUCUUAUUACCCUGCUGUCUCAGAAAAUGAAUAUACUUCCCGAUCAAUUAAAGCUACUACUUGACCGCCAGCAGCAGCGUUUCAGACAGUGCCAGUUGAAUGUUUUGGACAAUUUACGCACGCGACUGCUGAAUCUCCCGUGUUUUGGAGAUGUGAAAGAAAUUGAUGAAUUAAUUUCUCAGCUGCAUACUGAACUCGAAAAUGACUGCAGAAGGUAUGAAUAUGAAAACAAAAGCCUCUAUGAAUCCUUAACGAGCAGCAAUGCAAACGAGGCAGUCGCUAAUGAUCCGUCCAGCGAUUCAGAAAUGUCCAGUUCAGAAGCAUGCCCUGUCGUGGGUUCAAAUCCCACUGUGCCCGCAACAUGUGAGGUAUACAACUCACAAGAAGAACUCGUGCCAGAGAAUGUGUAUCAUGCAUCAAAUAAUGGUCAUGAAUCUAAUACAAAUUUCAAGGAAGCUGUUUAUUCUAGUGACCUAUUAUCCACUGAUGGAAUCUUGAAGAGUUCUGGUGAAUAUGUUUCACAAGAAUCAAACCUGAAUGACCUCAUGUCUGGUGUCGCUAAUCCUCAUCAUCUAGUCAGUUUUAAUGAUCCCUCUACUCAAUGCGCGAAAUAUGCUUUAAAUAGAAUCAGACUAACUGUUACUUGGGUACAUGAGGACCCAACAUUAUUCCGCGGGGGAGGACGGACGCAGAAAAUUUUAAAAUCCGGAUAUCAACUCCGGAUCCUCAAAAAAGAGGGGGAGGUGUUAGGUAUGCAGAGGAAUACGCCAAUAAUUAUCGUGUCAAGUCGAAUGGUGUCCUUGGACGUUAAAUGUACAUUUCCUAUUGGUCGAUAUUUGCUUCAGUUAUUUAAUAUUGUGUAAAUGUUGUUUCCUAUUUUUAUGGUACGAUGUGGUAUGCUUGGUUAGUAUAUAAACAGAGUGUGUUUGAAAUAUAAUGAUUCAUAUCUCAGA